This is a messenger RNA of Protomyces lactucae-debilis, 3288 nucleotides long. RefSeq lists its product as uncharacterized. The transcript has a single exon. The coding region runs from base 59 to 3142 and encodes 1027 amino acids. The record is from RefSeq and is a predicted model, not a curated record. Gene Ontology annotation, molecular function: GTP binding; translation initiation factor activity; GTPase activity. Lineage: Eukaryota; Fungi; Ascomycota; Taphrinomycetes; Taphrinales; Protomycetaceae.
CAAAAAACUUCCAAGACCUGAAGCACCAGAUCACUUGCUCCAGGCAUCCUGUAGACAGAUGCCGCCUAAGAAGGGAAAGAAGAAGCAGGUCGACGACGACUGGGAGAAUGAGCUCGGCGAAGAUCUCGCUGCCGCUCCUGCAGCCUCCGCACCUGUAGAAGCGCCCGCCGACGAUGACGACCUUGGUGGCGGCUUAAUGGGUCAGCUUGGUAAGGGCAAAAAGGGAAAGAAGUCUAAGAAGAAGCAGCAGGAUGAUGAUUGGGAAGCUGAACUUGGCGAAGACUUGACUGCGCCUGCGCCUGCUGAGCUAGAGGAAGAGCAAGAAGAGGUACCUGCAAAACCUCAGAAGAAAGAUCCGACGCCUGAACUUGCGGUCGACGAUGAUGAACCUCCUGCAGAAUUCAAGGUAAAGACGAAGGCCGAGAAGGAGCGUGAAAUGAAGGAGCGUGAAAAGGCAAAGAAGAAGGCCCAAGCUGAGCGGAAAAAGGCUGCUGCGGUGGACACAAAGCUUGAGACUACACAGGCGACACCCGCUGCGGAGCCCAAGACUACAGCUGAAGCGGCAAAGGGCAAGAAGCCAAACGCCAAGGUCUUAGCAUUGCAAAAGGCACUCGAGGCGCGCAAGAAGGAAGAGGAGCGCAUUGCCGCUGAAUAUGCAGCUGAACAAGCUCGUGUGGAUGCUGAAAAUGCCGCCAUUGAAGAGGAAGAACGCAAAAAGGAAGAGGCUAAGCAACGGAAGAAGGACAAGGAGCGUGCCAAAAUUGCUGAACAAAAAGCUGCCGGUACAUUCAUGUCGAAGAAGCAAAAGGAGGCGGCUGCUAUCGCUGAACGGCGGCGGCAGGAUAUGCUUGAUGCUGGUAUGGUCGUGGAGGGUCUGCAGGGCGAUGUGCCAAAGAAGCGGCCAGUCUAUGACAAUCGCAGGAAGAAGCGUGGACCGGUUGCAGAUGCGACCAAGCAGAUGGAGACCUUGAGUGUCAAAGAGGAGCCGAAGAAGGUAGUCGAGCAAGCGCCUGAACCAGCAAAGCCUGACGAAAAGGCAGAAGAGAGUGAUGGCGCACUCGAUAGCUGGGAAGCAGCUCUUGACUCUGACAAUGAAGUCAAGGCAUCUUGGGAGGCAGAGAGCGAACCAGAAACCGAAGCUAGACCAGCGGGGGCACCAGCAGCUGAAUCUGAGAGCGAGGAAGAGAGUGACAGCGACAGUGGCAGCGAAGACGACAGCGAUGAGGACAGCGACAGCAGCGAAGAGCAAAUGUCAGCUGCUCAGCAAGCUGCAGCGAAGCGGCGUGCAGAAGCAAAUGUGGCCAAGGAGAAGCGUAUUGCAGAUGCCAAGGCAGCGCGGUCUAAGGACGACUUGCGAUCGCCGAUUUGCUGCAUCAUGGGCCACGUUGACACAGGCAAGACGUCGCUCCUUGAUCGCAUCCGCCAGACCAAUGUCCAAGGUGGCGAAGCUGGUGGUAUCACGCAACAAAUUGGUGCUACAUACUUCCCAAUGGAGAACAUCAUCAAGAAGUGUGCGGUUCUCGAGAGUGCCAAGGACUUUGAUUACAAGCUACCUGGUCUGCUUGUCAUCGAUACACCCGGUCACGAGUCUUUCUCGAACUUGCGAUCUCGUGGAAGCUCGCUGUGUAAUAUUGCCAUCUUGGUCAUUGAUAUCAUGCAUGGUCUUGAGCCGCAGACGCUUGAGUCCAUCAAGCUCUUGAAGGACAAAAAGACGCCCUUCAUUGUCGCACUCAAUAAGAUCGAUCGUCUCUACGCCUGGCAGCCCAUCAAGGAUAAUGGCUUCCGAGAGUCCUUGUCACAGCAAAAGAAGGCCGUCAAAAAUGAGUUUGACGACAGGCUGCAAAAAACAAAGCUUGCGCUUGCUGAGCAAGGUCUCAACUCUGAGCUGUACUAUGACAACAAGAAGCCUGGUCAAGUCGUCUCCCUUGUGCCAACGUCGGCCUUCACUGGCGAAGGUAUUCCUGACCUGCUGCAGCUGCUCGUCACGCUCACCCAGAACCGUAUGACAGAGAAGCUCAUGUACGUCUCAGAGCUUGAGUGUACUGUACUCGAGGUCAAGGUCAUUGAAGGUCUUGGAACUACGAUUGAUGUGGUUGUCGUCAAUGGAGUGCUUCGCGAGGGUGAUCGCAUCGUUGUGUCUGGCCUCAAUGGGCCCAUCUUCACAACAAUCCGAGCAAUUUUGACGCCCCAGCCCCUCAAGGAGCUUCGUAUCAAGGGCACUUAUGUCCACCACAAGGAAGUCAAGGCCGCCCUCGGUGUCAAGAUUGCUGCCAACGAUCUCGAAAAGGCCAUUGCUGGUUCUCGCAUGCUUCGUGUCGAGCCGGGAGAUGACGAGGAAGAGCUCAAAGAGGAAGUCAUGGAAGAUCUGCAAGACUUGCUGGAAUCGAUCGAUCGCUCUGGUGUUGGUGUCUAUGUGCAAGCCUCUACGCUCGGUGCGCUCGAGGCUCUACUCGAAUUCCUCAAGACGAGCAAGAUUCCUGUCAGUGGCAUUAACAUUGGCCCUGUUUACAAGCGGGAUGUCAUGCGAGCUGCAACCAUGCUCGAAAAGGCAAAAGAGUAUGCAGUCAUGCUGUGCUUUGAUGUUGAGAUCGACAAGGAUGCGCAGCUCAUGGCUGACCAGCUCGGUGUCACUGUCUUCUCCGCCGACAUCAUCUACCAUCUCUUUGACUCCUUCACCGCACAUCGUGCCAAGGCCCUCGAACAGAAGCGUCAGGACGGUGCUGCAACUGCAGUCUUCCCAUGUGUUCUAAAGACUAUUGCAGUCUUCAACAAGAAGGAUCCAAUUGUGCUUGGUAUCGAUGUCAUGGAAGGGGCGUUGCGACCAGGCACUCCCAUCUGCGCUGUUCGUACAAUGCCCUCUGGCGAGCGGGAGAUUGUUGAUGUUGGCAAAGUCAUGUCUAUGGAGAAGGAGCACAAGGCCGUUGACAUUGCACGGAAGGGCGCUGGCGGUACUGCCAUUGCUGUGAAGCUCGAAAUGGCAAACCAGCCUUUGUUCGGCAGGCAUGUCGAGCAGACUGAUUUGCUCUACUCUCACAUAACCCGCAAGAGCAUUGACACUCUCAAGGGCGAGGCCUUCAGAGAAGGCGUUUCAAGAGAAGAAUGGGCGCUGAUUGUGAAGCUGAAGAAGACGUUUGGCAUUUAAACUGCAUAGUAUAAAAUCGAUUCUUGAUGCUUGACUGGUUCGUGAGACUACCUGCAAGGUGCAAAAAGGGGCACACAUCAAGGAGACACAAGUCAGGGGACGUUUUCGAGAGAGACUGGCGAAAAGUGCUCCUGGCGAGAUUUGAA